Brienomyrus brachyistius is the source of this 1880-nucleotide messenger RNA. It is a transcript of the gene cdk2, whose product is annotated as cyclin-dependent kinase 2. Gene Ontology annotation, biological process: regulation of gene expression; G1/S transition of mitotic cell cycle; signal transduction. The record is from RefSeq and is a predicted model, not a curated record. Gene Ontology annotation, molecular function: cyclin-dependent protein serine/threonine kinase activity; cyclin binding; ATP binding. Gene Ontology annotation, cellular component: cyclin-dependent protein kinase holoenzyme complex; nucleus; cytoplasm. The transcript has 7 exons. Lineage: Eukaryota; Metazoa; Chordata; Actinopteri; Osteoglossiformes; Mormyridae. Bases 294 to 1190 code for a protein of 298 amino acids.
GAAGGGGGGGGGGUCACUACCCAAAUCUUGAUUCAAGGGGCGUGGUGAAGUCAACGCGGGAACUGGCGUAUUCCGUUUCUACCGGUUUUUAGUGGGAACGGUGUCUAUGUCUGAAGAAGUGCCUUUAAAAACAUAAACAUACGUAAUGUUCCCUAAUAUCUUGAUAUUAUCUUGAAGAUAUUUUUUGGGCUGAGGAGGAGGAGGAGGAGCAGCGGCGGUGCUUCGAUUGCUCGGCGGGCGGAAGGAUCCCGGUAAGGAAAGGGGGGGGGAGCGCGCGAACCACUGUCGGGGACAUGGAGUCAUUUCAAAAAGUGGAGAAGAUCGGUGAGGGUACCUACGGGGUGGUGUACAAAGCGAAGAACAAGGUCACCGGAGAGACCGUCGCUCUCAAGAAAAUCCGGCUGGACACAGAAACGGAAGGAGUUCCCAGUACAGCCAUCCGAGAAAUCUCCCUCCUGAAGGAGCUCAGCCAUCCUAAUAUUGUCAAGCUCCGGGAUGUUAUCCACACAGAAAACAAACUUUAUCUGGUAUUCGAGUUUCUUCAUCAAGAUCUGAAGAAAUUCAUGGACUCUACCUCAGUUACUGGCAUUUCCCUCCCAUUAGUAAAGAGCUACCUCUUCCAGUUGCUGCAGGGACUUGCUUUUUGCCACUCUCAUCGUGUGUUGCACCGUGACCUUAAGCCUCAAAAUCUCCUAAUCAAUGCCCAAGGAGAGAUAAAGCUUGCUGACUUUGGUCUGGCUAGGGCAUUCGGGGUUCCUGUUCGCACCUACACCCAUGAGGUGGUGACUUUGUGGUACCGAGCACCAGAGAUUCUCCUUGGCUGCAAAUACUACUCCACGGCAGUCGAUAUCUGGAGUCUCGGGUGUAUUUUUGCUGAAAUGGUCACAAGGAGAGCAUUGUUUCCAGGCGAUUCAGAGAUUGAUCAACUCUUUCGGAUCUUCCGCACUCUUGGAACCCCUGAUGAGGAGACCUGGCCAGGUGUAACAUCCAUGCCAGAUUACAAGGCCUCCUUCCCAAAAUGGGCACGACAAGAGCUAUCCAAAGUGGUUCCUCCACUCGAUGAGGACGGAAGGGAUCUGCUGGCGCAAAUGCUUAACUAUGACCCAAGUAAGAGGAUCUCUGCCAAAAAUGCCUUAGUCCACCGGUUUUUCCGUGACGUGACCAUGCCGAUUCCACACCUGCGGCUCUGAGAGACCAGCAGAGAUUGGACACUCGUUGGUGGAGGAGUCUGUGCUACAUUAUCUGGACGCCCUCUGCUGUUUUUUAUAACUGCUCAGAAGUGGACAGUUAGCCUUUUCAGAAUUCAAUGGACUACAUUGGUGCCCUUUUACAGCGACUCAAUUUCUGCAAAUUUCUAGCUGUCAUUUUGAAUCUCUGGUUUUAAGUCUCAGUCAAGCAAUAAUUUUACCUUUUGAGACUGAGUGGAGAGAACUCGCAUAGACUAUCUAACAUUCCACAACUCUGGUUCUAAAUGCUCUUUGGAAGAACUCCUUGGGAUUAGAAAAUCACAGCCUUUUGUUGUACCGUUAAUAAACUUGUAUUUGGUAAAAGGGGGACAAAAAGGUUCAUUUUAGCAAUCUUCCAUAUUUGUCAGUUUAUCUAGAAAAUUGCUGAUCAGUGUUUUUUUGCCCUUUUAGUACUUGGCUUUAUGAUGUAGAUGUCAGUAAAUGUUAUAACUUUGUGGGGUAGGCACAGAAAUACACAGUUCUUGUUUUAGUAAGUUUUGAAAACCAUCUAGCUAAUGUAUAAUCCUUUCAUACAAAAUCAACACAUUGUACAUUUCUCACUCAUGAAAUAUGUUCACCUGUACAGUUUUUUUUUGUACGUAUUAUACGUUUAUAUUCUAAAGGUGGAAUAAAAUCAGUUUGUUCUCUUUGUAA